Molecule: messenger RNA, 1472 nt
Organism: Dipodomys ordii (Ord's kangaroo rat)
Lineage: Eukaryota; Metazoa; Chordata; Mammalia; Rodentia; Heteromyidae
Gene: Tsen34
Product: TSEN34 tRNA splicing endonuclease subunit
Exons: 5
Coding region: 242-1159 (305 amino acids)
Biological process (GO): tRNA splicing, via endonucleolytic cleavage and ligation; tRNA-type intron splice site recognition and cleavage
Cellular component (GO): tRNA-intron endonuclease complex
Molecular function (GO): nucleic acid binding; tRNA-intron lyase activity
Source: RefSeq, a predicted model, not a curated record
GGGCCCAGACUUUGCUUGGCUGCGUGGCGGAGUGACGAAAGUGACUCCUGGGGUCGGUAUGAUGGCGGGGUAGGAAGCCGCGCCGGUUGCGCUCAGUAGGGGCAGUUUCCGCCUUGACUGUGGGUUGUUUACAAAGUGAAGGCCUGGCUCCACCGGAGGACAGGGGGACUUUCUGAAGAGGAGCGAGGACGCACACUGAGCGCUCCCGAGUGUGGUGAGCCUGCCCAGCAGACACCGGAGGAUGUUGGUGGUGGAGGUGGCGAACGGCCGCUCGCUGGUGUGGGGGGCCGAGGCGGUGCAGGCGCUGCGGGAGCGCCUGGGUGUCGGGGGCCGCACGGUGGGCGCCCUACCCCGCGGGCCCCGCCAGAACUCCCGCCUGGGCCUCCCGCUGCUGCUCAUGCCCGAGGAGGCGCGGCUCCUGGCCGAGAUCGGCGCCGUGACCCUAGUCAGCGCCCCGCGCCCCGAUCCCCGCCAGCACGAACUGGCUCUAGCAUCAUUCAAGCUCCAGCAAGACCAGAGCUUCCGGGAGCAAAGCGCGUUGGCCGCCAAGGCCCGGGAGACCCGGCGGCAGGAGCUCCAGGAGAAGAUAGCAGAAGGCCAGGCUGCCAAGAAGCAGAGGUUGGAGCCGGAUUCGGGGGCGGCUGGCGGGAGCCAGGCUGCGGAAGAGCAUGACUCCAGAGAUGGGCAGGCUUCUGGGGAGCAGGCGGGAACAGUCCUCUCCUCUUCCCAACCAGGACCUUCAAAUGAGGUGGCUCCGCUGCCCAGAUCGGCCCAGCUUGUGCAGCUGGCCACCGCCAGGCCUCGACCUGUCAAGGCUAGGCCUCUAGACUGGCGGGUCCAGUCCAAAGACUGGCCCCACGCGGGCCGCCCCGCCCACGAGCUUCGUUACAGCAUCUACAAAGACCUGUGGGAGCAUGGCUUUUUCCUCAGUGGUGCUGGCAAGUUUGGCGGUGACUUCCUGGUGUAUCCUGGUGACCCGCUCCGCUUCCAUGCCCACUACAUAGCUCAGUGCUGGGCCGCUGAAGACCCCAUCCCACUCCAAGAUCUGGUCUCUGCUGGCCGCCUUGGGACCAGUGUCAGAAAGACACUGCUGCUGUGCUCUCCUCAGCCUGACGGUAAGGUGGUCUAUACCUCCCUGCAGUGGGCCAGCCUGCAGUGAGCACCACCACCCAGGGCUCACACCUGAUCCUCAGCAAGAGCCUUCCCAGAUGGCCCAGACUCAUCUCUGCACUCACCUCUGCGUGGAGGUCAGCCUCCCUGAUUCCCUGUAUGUUGACCCUAGGGUUCGGAACACUACAGCUUUUUUAGGCUCAGCCUACUUCUAGGCACUAACUAAUUGGGCUGCUUUUGUAGUUUAUCUGUUUCCAAACUGUGAGCUUCUUCACAGAGGGUCUAGGUUUGACCCCUCUCUGUUUUGUACAGGGCUUAGAUCUCAAUGAAUUUUGUUGAAUAAAUGUCAAGUUUGUGAUUUU